UAGUUAGUUUAGGUGACACCGGUAUACAGUGUCCUUCGACUCCACCUGCCGUGAACUGCUUUCCCGCGGUUCUGUUAGCAACUUCCCUCGCAGUAAGUUUGGUUAGAGCGUUGGGCCGGUAACCGAAAUGUUGCUGGAUCGAAUCCCCGAGCUGACAAGGGAGGCAAAUAAACAACAUGUUCGGUGUCAGAAGUGUUUGGAGUUUGGACACUGGACAUAUGAGUGUACUGGCAAACGAAAAUACCUUCACAGGCCAUCAAGGACAACAGAAAUGAAAAAUAAACUGAAAGAAAAUCAAAAUAAACAGCUCAAUGCCACAGGACCAGGAAAGGAAAGCUCCAAUGAGAAAAAAACGAAGAAGAAAAGGUCAAAGGAUGCAAGUGGUGGUGGUAGUAGUAGCAGCAGCAGUGACUCUGACAGCUCUUCCAGUGACUCAUCGUCUGACAGUAGUGACUCCUCAAGCUCUUCGUCGGACGACAGUGACAGCAGUAGUGACAGUUCUGACAGCUCUAGCUCCUCUUCCUCUAGCAGUUCAAGCAGCUCGGCCUCUGAUUCAUCAGAAGGAAGUGAUUCAGAUCAAGGUCCUCCCAAGAAGAAAAAGAAGAAAUGAAAAAGAUUUAUAUGUAUUGUGUUCCACCAUGACAUUAACCUGAGCUCCACUCUGACCCUCUAGCUGUUCAGGAGUUGUCUUACGAAGUAUACGGUGUAAAUUGUAAUGAACAAGCAGCAGGUUUGGGUAGGUUAUUUUCUAAAUGUAAUCCGUUAGUUACUAGUUAGUUACCUGUCCAAUUGUAAUCAGUAAUGUGAUCUGAUUAGUUUUUGUUACUUUUGGAUUACUUUCCCCUUAAGAGGCAUUUAAAAAAAAAAUAAUAAUAAAAGGAUCCAUGAAAUGCAUUUCGUGUGUCAUGGUAGUGAUCUCUGACUUGUGAACAGACUCGCUCAGGUGGAACAAACUCUAACUUGCGCAUUUUUUUCAAUGCUAAAUUGAAUGUCAUUAGUUAGGUUUCCAUCCAAUUGGUGACAGAUUUUGAUGCCAAUAUUAAAAAAGGUGCAUAAAUAAAAUCUCUGCAUUUUCUCAGCAGAAAUGUUUCCAUCAAAUUGACUUGUUGUGGAUAAAAGCCUGUGUGUGAUGACGUAGUGCACAUACAUUUCUUUUGCAGUUAAAUUCCCUUGUACCGAAUAGAAAAAUAGAUGGGUUUCUGUUGAAUUUUCAACUCGUCUGAUAGUUUUGUCAGAAACAAUAUUGAGUUAUAUAGCGAACUAAGAGAGGAAAUAAUAAAUAAUACUAACAGAAUAAUGGUAUCAAAACCACUAUGGCCCAUAGCCAAGAGCUCGCCGAUAGAGUACAGGUGUAGCCUAUAUGACGAGACUAUUAUGGACAAAAGAGCGAGAUUAUUUUAAUUUGUCAAAUGGUAACCAAACAUCGGUCAUCAUGUCACAAAUAACACCCUCGAAAUUUAUUGAAAGGAGCAUCAAGCUCAUCACCUUGCACUUUCACCACCCUGUGAAAUUCAUCACACAUUUAAAAAAAAAAAAUCUAUCCUAGUAAACUGCAUGUUUUCCUAUGUCGUAAUGGGAGGACCACACAAAAUAUCAUUGCGUGACUCCAAGUUUACUUAGAUAUAAUGCUUAUUAAAUCAAUAGUUGCACAUAAAAGCGCCAUUUCUCACACAAUGAAUUUUACAGACCCAAAAAGACCCCCCCCCCCCCCCCUUGUCUUACUCCCCAACCCUGACAAACAGUGAGGAAUUUUGUAUUUACCAGAAUGUGUUCUCUCUCCUGCAUUUCUCCCUUGUACAGUCAGUGAACAAGUGUGGUCAUAUCUCAACUUAGUUUCAAAUCACAAGUUUGAUAAUUCGUAUAGAUUUAAAAUGAGAAAUGUAUGUGCUUUUUACAUACCUGCUGUACUUCCUUACUUCUAUUGCUUUUGAGUGACACUUCAAAUGUGCAGUUAUGUAGCUACUGAAAGAUAUGUAAUGCAUAAUUUGGAGGGCCUGCAGCAUUAGAUGCAUUGACCCUUUUCACACUAUCAUGCUAACCUGAACUGUACUGUACUGUGCUGGCUCAGACGUUUUCUUUUCAUGUUGUUUUUCCCCAGUACGAUUCCCGAAACAACCAGCCCAGUACAACUUGGAUCUGGUUCUAGUGUGAACCGAGUUAUUGAUUAUUUUUAUUAUUAAAACAUGUUUUACCCCCAGAUGAGUAUAAACAGAAAAAUGUUAUUGACUGUGUUGAUAAACUGCCAUUUUAGGAAAUUAGCAUGGACUCUGUUUGGCACAGCCAAACUGUGAUCAUGCCAAUGAAUCCCCCUGUUAGUUGUGCUUUUGAUUUGUUUGUUACCUAGUGCCACAUCCUUUAAUCAUUUUUGAAUAAAAGGACAGUUGCAAGUGUC
Salvelinus namaycush (lake trout) is the source of this 2392-nucleotide messenger RNA. RefSeq names its product zinc finger CCHC domain-containing protein 10-like. Bases 128 to 610 code for a protein of 160 amino acids. The transcript is spliced from 4 exons. Lineage: Eukaryota; Metazoa; Chordata; Actinopteri; Salmoniformes; Salmonidae. Gene Ontology annotation, molecular function: nucleic acid binding; zinc ion binding. The record is from RefSeq and is a predicted model, not a curated record.